AUGCAUUGGUUAUUCAUAAGUUCUGCCGCUCUUUCGUCAUUCCUCCUAUCCUCAGCUUUAUUUCACGGAAAUGUUGACCACGGCCACUGGAACGAACUCCGAGGGCUCACCCACAACACUACGUACAACGUCUCGGCAAAGAAAGUAAGCCCUCCUCUUGUCAUCGAUACUUUCCAACAGCCAACCCACAACGACCUAGGAUUCUGGCACGGCGCCGGUGAAAACCUAUCCGUACAACAUGGACCGGGCUUCAUUCGUCUGUUCCCAACAGACCCGGACCAGAACUUCCACACACAGUUCGAUUCCAACACCUGCUAUAGCCUUCUACCUUGGUUCAACGAGUACCUGCAUGUUAUCUUUGAGGGCACGGAUCAAUUCAGCGUCUCUUUCAAUCAACACAACGACGAAUGCAACCCGAGACGUAGGCCCUUCCCCGGCGUUGCAGACUCCGUCCAGGCGGACCGGUAUGUAGUUCGUCCUACCACCGAGGCCUAUGGGAAAGAUGAUGAUUGGGACGACGAUGAUGAUGACGAUGACGAUGACUGGGAUGACGACGACGAUGAUACGGACGCGGAUGCUUGGAAGAAAAAACACAAGCAUAGAAAAUCAAAGGGCGGUCAACGUAAGGCCCCCAAAGGCCAUGCUGAACUUCCAAAUGGACGUCGUGAGCUUUAUAUCCCUCUGACCCACUUUCAUAUCGAUUUCAAUCGUGUCGUCUCGGUUUCGUUCCAUGGAUUCUAUACCAAUGAGGCUAUUACUCUGCAUCAUGUGGAGAUCGUGCCUGAUAUUCCAAUGCCGUCGCGGGAAAAUGGUCGCUAUCAUAUACCUGGAAAGCUGCCUAGUGGGAGACUGGUUCUCCGUUGCUCCCGUCCAAAUUCCUUUGCGUUUGGUAUCGAUGAUGGACAGCCCCAGUUCUCUCAGCGGGUCAUGCGCAUCCUUGACGAGGAGGAUGUUCGGGUUACAUUCUUCGUUGUCGGGGCUGGACUCAGGGAUCGGUCGAGCAAUUUCACGGAGUUCUAUAAGGAGAUGUUGAAGAAGGGGCACCAAGUGGCGCUCCAUUCGAACACACAUCCAAAGAUGGAAUCAUUGAGAACCAUCCGUGAGAUCGACGAUGAGAUUAUUCAGGCUGUGCAAGUGUUCAAACAUCAGCUCAACAUCGAGUCUUCAUACUUCCGCCCGCCAUUCGGUACAGUAGCUGCCCGGCUGCGCCAGGAGCUAGCCCAACACAUUUCAAACCCGUACAUUGUGAAUUGGAGUGUCGACGUUGAAGACUGGCUAUGGGCAAAUACGUCCACCCCAGAGAAGCAGCUCGAAGCCUUCUACCGCGGUGUGGACAGGGGCGGGAAUCUUGCCGUCAUGCACUACCUGAAUCCGACUACCAUUGGGUACCUACCGGAGUUCAUUCGACAUAUCAAGAACGCUGGUUACCGCAUCAUGCGAAUUGAUCAGUGUCUGGAGGAUCCAUCCGCUCCACCGUUGUGA
Molecule: messenger RNA, 1482 nt
Organism: Penicillium concentricum
Lineage: Eukaryota; Fungi; Ascomycota; Eurotiomycetes; Eurotiales; Aspergillaceae
Product: polysaccharide deacetylase family protein
Exons: 3
Coding region: 1-1482 (493 amino acids)
Biological process (GO): carbohydrate metabolic process
Molecular function (GO): hydrolase activity, acting on carbon-nitrogen (but not peptide) bonds
Source: RefSeq, a predicted model, not a curated record